Molecule: messenger RNA, 2274 nt
Organism: Verticillium dahliae VdLs.17
Lineage: Eukaryota; Fungi; Ascomycota; Sordariomycetes; Glomerellales; Plectosphaerellaceae
Product: ATP-dependent RNA helicase DBP4
Exons: 3
Coding region: 1-2274 (757 amino acids)
Biological process (GO): rRNA processing
Cellular component (GO): nucleus
Molecular function (GO): ATP binding; nucleic acid binding; RNA helicase activity
Source: RefSeq, a predicted model, not a curated record
AUGGCGCCUCCCAAGAAAGUCAAGGGCAAGAAGCCGCAGCCCUUGAAGCGUGAGAUUGUCCAGGAGAAGCGCAAGCAGCAGCAGCUCAGCAUUGCUGCCCUCGAAAAGUCGAUUGCCGAGUUUGACCCCAAAGCCACCGAGGUGACGACCUUUGCCGAACUGCCCCUGUGCGAACCCACGAAGCAGGGCCUCGAGAAAUCCCACUUUACGACGCUCACCGAUAUCCAGUCGCGCGCCGUGCCGCUCGCGCUCCAGGGCCAGGACAUUCUCGGCGCCGCCAAGACGGGCAGCGGCAAGACGCUGGCGUUCCUGCUGCCGGUGCUCGAGAAGCUGUACCGCGCGCAGUGGACCGAGUUUGACGGCCUCGGCGCCCUCAUCAUCUCGCCGACGCGCGAGCUCGCCGCCCAGAUCUUCGAGGUGCUGCGCAAGGUCGGCCGCUACCACGCCUUCUCCGCCGGCCUCGUCAUCGGCGGCAAGAGCCUCAAGGAGGAGGCCGAGCGGCUCGCCAAGAUGAACAUUCUAGUCUGCACGCCGGGCCGCAUGCUGCAGCACCUCGACCAGACGGCCGGCUUCGACGUCGACAACCUGCAGAUGCUCGUGCUCGACGAGGCCGACCGCAUCAUGGACAUGGGCUUCCAGCAGGCCGUCGACGCCCUCGUCGAGCACCUGCCGGCCACGCGGCAGACGCUCCUCUUCAGCGCGACGCAGAGCAAGAAGAUCUCCGACCUCGCGCGCCUCAGCCUGCGCGACCCCGCCUACGUCGCCGUCCACGAGGAGGCGACGCCGGCCAACCUGCAGCAGCACUACCUCGUGACGCCGCUGCCCGAGAAGCUCGACACGCUCUACGGCUUCAUCAAGGCCAACCUCAAGAGCAAGAUGAUCGUCUUCUUCUCCUCGGGCAAGCAGGUGCGCUUCGUCUACGAGAGCUUCCGCCACCUGUCGCCCGGCGUGCCGCUGCUGCACCUGCUCGGCAAGCAGAAAGCAGCUGCAGCGCAUGGAGAUUUCGCGGCGCUUCGCCGACGCCAACCACGCCUGCCUCUUCGCCACAGACGUCGUCGCCCGCGGCGUCGACUUCCCCGCCGUCGACUGGGUCGUCCAGGUCGACUGCCCCGAGGACGCCGACACGUGCCCAUCAACAAGAUCACGGUCAAGGAGAGCAAGAAGAAGUCGGUCACGAAGCAGCUCCAGAGCAUGUGCUUCCAGUACCCCGAGCUCAAGUACCUCGGCCAAAAGGCCUUUAUCAGCUACACGCGCUCCGUCUACCUGCAAAAGGACAAGCACGUCUUCAAAUUUGACAGCCUCGACCUCGACGCCUACGCCGCGAGCCUCGGACUGCCGGGCACGCCGCAGAUCAAGUUCCAAAAGGGCGAGGACAUUAAAAAGGUCAAGAACGCGCCGCGCGCCGGCCUGUCGAGCGACGAAGACGACGACGACUCGGACCUCGACGGCGAGCUCGACCCCGAAAAGGCCAAGCUGAAGAAGAAGAGCAAGAAGAACGAGGUCAAGACAAAGUACGACCGCAUGUUUGAGCGCACGAACCAGGACGUCUUGUCGGGCCACUACUCCAAGGUGCUCGGCGAGGCCGACGACGACGACGCCGACGACUUCCUCGCCGUCAAGCGCGUCAUUGACACGAACGACCUCGACGAUCCGGCGCAGGCGGAGACGGGGCCGAAAAAGGUGACAAUUGGCAGCCAGGAGGUCAUCAUUGACUCGAAGCGGCGGGAAAAGGCGCUCCUGUCGAAGAAGAAGAUGCUCAAGUACAAGGGGUCGGGCACGAAGCUCGUGUUCGACGACGACGGCGUCGCGCGGCCGCUGUACGAGCUGCAGGACGAGGAGGCGUUUGCGCAGGACGGCCCGGCCGAAGAGCAGCGGGCCCGGUUCGUCGAGGACGAGGCGGCGCGGGUCAAGGAUGCCGACGCCGACGACAAGGAGCGCGCGCGGCUGCUGCGGCGGGAGAAGAGGCUCAAGAGGAAGGCCAGGGAGGCCGAGGAGAGGGGCGACAUGCCGCGCGUGGGUCACGCCAUGGCGACGGGCGCCGACCUCGAGGAGGACCCGCUGGCGCUGCUGCGGUCGUUGCCGAUGAGCGGCGGACGGCCGGCCGAGGACAGCAGCGAGGCGGAAGAGGCCGCGAGGCCGCGUAAGAAGGCCAAGAAGUGGUUCCAGACGGACGACGAGGAGGCGCCAGCAGACGGCAGGAAGGUGUUGGAGAUUGACCGGGAGCCCGAGACGCUGGAGGAUCUCGAGGCUCUUGCCGCGGGUCUGUUGGAGUAG